This is a messenger RNA of Antrostomus carolinensis (chuck-will's-widow), 3358 nucleotides long. It is a transcript of the gene ADNP2, whose product is annotated as ADNP homeobox 2. The record is from RefSeq and is a predicted model, not a curated record. Gene Ontology annotation, cellular component: nucleus. Gene Ontology annotation, biological process: regulation of gene expression. Lineage: Eukaryota; Metazoa; Chordata; Aves; Caprimulgiformes; Caprimulgidae. Gene Ontology annotation, molecular function: DNA binding.
AGGAUGUCUUCCAGACUUCUUACUGACAAAAAACGCUAGAAAACAAGACUAGCAUUUGUCAAAUGGGGCUCUCUCUCCAUUUUUCUCCACACACCUGUCCUUUAGGGGGAGAAGAAGAGGAGAAUAGCAUGAAAAGUGCAAAAUGUUUCAAAUUCCUGUUCAAAACCUUGAUAAUAUCAGGAAGGCUCGAAAAAAGGUGAAGGGCAUUCUUGUGGAUCUUGGGCUCGACAGCUGCAGGGAAUUGUUAAAGAAUCUUAAAAGUUUUGACCCAGGUGAAAAACACUUUUGUAACACUUCAUGGAGUGAUGUCUGUCCUUGGGAAUCUGUGGGCAAAAGGAAGAGAUACAGAACAAAGCCGUACUGCUGUAGCUUAUGCAAGUUCUCGUCAAAAUUGCUUACUUCAUUCAAGAAUCACUUGCACCGUUACCAUGAGGAUGAAAUGGACCAAGAGCUGGUGGUUCCUUGCCCAAAAUGUGCAUUUGCUUCUGAUCCCAAAAUAGUGGGAAAACAUAUCCGGAUGUUUCAUUCAUCUAAUAAGAGAAUACAGAACUAUACAGUCAGUAUUUUGGAUGGCAUGAAACAAUUCAGAAGUGACAUCAUAAACUUUACGUGUCUAAAAUGUCACUUCACAGACACGCUGUAUUACAAUAUGAAGAAACAUGUGCUGAUGAACCAUUUUCAAAACUUAAUAAGUACGUAUUUUGGCCAGAAACCUGAUGAAAGUAAAAAUAAUUCUAUUGAGCACUACUGUAAAAAAUGUAAUGCUUCUGCAAACAGCCAAGAUUCUUUAAUGUAUCAUGUCUUGACAGCUGAAACGCACCGAGACCUGGAGAACAAACUGCGGUCUGUGAUUUCAGAACAUAUUAAGAAACCAGGACUUGUGAAACAAAUGCAUAUUGCUCCAAAGCCUUCCCAAGACGCGGCAGCGGGGUCGGGGGGCCCUGCCACUGCCCCUGCAGGUUCCCUCACAGCUCCACCUUGCAUCCAGCUUGCGUUUCCACAGAAUACUCAAAACCAGAGUGUGGUGCAGCCAACAGCAGUUCAAAACACAGUCAGAUCACUGACUGUUCCAAGUGCCUCUGGUAGCCUUCCGCAUACAACUUCUGCUGCGGUUGUUAGCCCCUCAUGUGUUACUUUUGUGUCCAGUAAUCUUCCUGUAGGUCAGAAUAAUGUUAAUGUUCAGCCAUCACCUUCCCAGCCUGUCAUUGUUUCCCAUCAGCUCCCCCUUAAUCAGCCUGUGGGGGCUGGAGCUAUUCCUCUAAAUCAUUCCGUUGGGACUGUAAGUAGAACUGUGGCCCCUGCCGUUCUUCCUCUAAAUCAACCUGCCAGGCCCGGGCUCUUCCCAAUUAACCAGCCCGCUGGUGCUAUAAAUGGUGCGGUGGCAGCCCGGGCGCUCCCUGUCCCCCGCCCUGCCCCCCCUGCCAGUCAGCCGGUGGCAGCGGGAGUUCUGUCCGUCAGCCCGUCGCUUGGGAACGUCAACAGGCCCAUUGGUCCCGGGGUCCUUCCUGUGGCGCAGCCGGGGACGUCGGGGGUUCUCCAGCUCAACCAGCCCAUUGCCUCUGGGGUUGUUCCUGUCAGACAGCCCGUCAGACCUGGCUUUCUUCAGCUUAAUCAACCUGUAGCUCCCACGGUUAUCCCUGUCAAUCAGCCAGUUCAACCUGCAGUUUCUCAAAACACAACUUUUUUGACUACGGGUUCUAUACUUCGGCAGUUGAUUCCAACCGGUAAGCAGGUUAACGGGAUACCUACCUACACGCUUGCCCCGGUGUCGGUGACUUUGCCUGUACCUCCCGGUGGUGGAGUAGCGACCGUUACCCCUCCACAAGUGCCCAUCCAGCUAAUGCAGUCGGGGACAGUAACUCAGCUGUCCCAGUCACCAGCUGGUGCCCCGUCUCCUCCUGUGGUUUUAACCUCUCAGAAUAUAUCGUUACAAGGCUCCCCCCCUGCUCCUGAAACAAGCCAGGCUGUCAGACAGGCGAAGCAGUGGAAGACUUGCCCUGUUUGCAAUGAGCUUUUCCCAUCAAACGUCUACCAGGUGCACAUGGAGGUGGCCCACAAACAUGGUGAAGUAAAAAUGGAGCAGACCCCGGAACCUGACAAACUCAGUGAAGUAAAAAUGGAGCAGACCCCGGAACCUGACAAACUCGCGGCUUGCGCGCCCUUUCUGAGGUGGAUGACGGAAAAGGCAAUCCGGUGUUUUUCUUGUAAACGUUUUCUCUUUGAGAAGGAACUCAUGAAACAUCUCUUGAUGCAUGGCUUAGCUUGCUUGUUUUGCACAGUUACCUUCCAUGACUUAAAAAGCCUCCUGGAGCACAACAAAACUACACAUAACGGCAAGAAGCAGUUGCACGCGGAUUACAGCAACAGAGGAUUCCAGCUAGGUAAUGAUGCUCAGGGUGACCUUGUAUUUCCACACUUUGAUUUCACUACAGUGUUACCAAAAGAAGACAUUGGUGAAAGAGAAUUACAUUUGGCAGUGCUCGCUGGCCUCAAUUCAAGGACACUUGUUCCUGUUUACAUCAAAGUGAAACCUCAGGUGGCGGAAGUGAACAACAAAUGCAACAAGAAAGUGUUAACCUGUCCCUUUUGCCUCGGUACAUUUGUUAGCAAAGAGACCUACGAGAUGCAUCUGAAAGAGCGGCACCAUAUAAUGCCGACUGUACAUACAAUUUUGAAGUCCCCUGCUUUCAAGUGCAUCCACUGUUGUGGCGUGUACACUGGGAAUAUGACUCUCACGGCCAUCGCCGUACAUCUGCUCCGUUGUAGAAGUGCUCCCAAAAACAGCAACUCGAGCCUGAAGAUGCAGCUUGAGCGUAGUGAGAAGAAGGAGCUGCUGUUGGUGAACGGCGACAGGCAUGAUUCCGUCAUCCUGAAAAGGAAGCAGUCGGAUUCCUGCUUCCUUUCGGAAGACCAAAGGAAUAAGGAACAGCAGGCUCUAGGCUUAAGUACUGGCAUAGCUCUGUCUCCAGAAAAAGAAGUGAAUUCAAGGGUAGUGCCUUUCAAACGACAAAAGAUUAAUAGCAGGACUGAGAUGAGGAAGCUUCCCUCCAGCGAGGAUCUUCACAUCCUGGCGGUAGAUCCCAAACAGUACGAUUACAAUUCAUACGAGGCUCAGAACCAGUUUUUGACAGACUACUUUCACGAGAAGCCGUAUCCUUCUAAAAAAGAGAUGGAAUUACUUUCCUCUCUGCUCUGUGGGUGGAAAAUUGAUGUUGCAUCCUUCUUCGGAAAAAGGAGGAAUAUAUGCUUAAAGGCGAUAAAUAAUCACAAGCCAUCUGUGCUGCUGGGUUUCAGUAUGUCGGAGCUGAAGAACAUUAAGCACAGCUUGAACAUACGUGAUGAGCCAUUAGAUGUGUAA